This is a messenger RNA of Cottoperca gobio, 492 nucleotides long. RefSeq names its product ATP synthase subunit g, mitochondrial-like. Lineage: Eukaryota; Metazoa; Chordata; Actinopteri; Perciformes; Bovichtidae. The coding region runs from base 85 to 396 and encodes 103 amino acids. The transcript is spliced from 3 exons. Gene Ontology annotation, biological process: proton motive force-driven ATP synthesis. The record is from RefSeq and is a predicted model, not a curated record. Gene Ontology annotation, molecular function: proton transmembrane transporter activity.
UUGAAAUCAACGACCCGGAAACCUUCUGACGCCACUUCUUCUUUCCUCUUCUUCUGGUCUCCUUGGCACUGUCUUCUGUUCAUUAUGGCUCAGGCAGUACAGAAACUCGUUGCAAAAGUACCAACUUUGAUCGGUGCCGCUGUCACAUACUCCAAACCCCGACUAUCGACCUUCUGGUACUAUGCCCGGGUGGAGCUCGCCCCACCGUCCCCUGCUGAGAUCCCCAAAGCCAUAGAGGCAGCAUCGGGCCUCCUCAAAAGCUUCAAGGCAGGACGCCUGGGACAAACCACAGUGAAGGAUGCCUUAAGGAAUGGACUGGUGGCCACUGAGGUGCUGAUGUGGUUCUACGUUGGAGAGUGCAUUGGCAAAGGAGGCAUUGUUGGAUAUGAUGUCUAAAUAUUGACCUGCUUUUUCUUUGUGCACUAACUGUCACAUUCUCAACAACCUGCAUCACAUUUUCAAAUAAACAAUGUCUCAAACCUGAGAACUAUA